Messenger RNA from Puma concolor (puma), 1035 nucleotides. RefSeq names its product sorting nexin 16 (gene SNX16). Gene Ontology annotation, molecular function: phosphatidylinositol binding. Lineage: Eukaryota; Metazoa; Chordata; Mammalia; Carnivora; Felidae. Gene Ontology annotation, biological process: endosome to lysosome transport; protein targeting to lysosome; early endosome to late endosome transport. The record is from RefSeq and is a predicted model, not a curated record. Gene Ontology annotation, cellular component: early endosome; late endosome.
AUGGCAACUCCUUAUGUCCCAGUUCCUAUGCCCAUAGGGAACUCUGCUUCCACUUUUACAACCAACAGAAACCAAAGAAGUUCUUCUUUUGGGAGUAUCUCAACAAGUUCAAACUCUUCCAAAGGCCAGUUAGAGGACUCAAAUAUGGGUAAUUUUAAACAGACAAGUGUACCUGAUCAAAUGGAUAGUACUUCAUCUGUCUGUAGCAGUCCCCUCAUUAGGACUAAAUUUACAGGUGCAGAUUCUUCCAUUGAGUAUUCUACUAGACCAAGAGAAAGUGAGGAACAAAAUCCUGAAACAGUGUGUUUGGAAGAUAGACCUUCUACACCUACUAUAUUGGGUUAUGAGGUGAUGGAAGAAAGAGCCAAAUUUACCGUAUAUAAAAUACUAGUAAAGAAAACCCCAGAAGAAAGCUGGGUGGUUUUCAGAAGAUACACUGACUUCUCUAGGCUUAAUGAUAAAUUAAAAGAGAUGUUUCCAGGCUUUCGAUUAGCACUUCCACCAAAACGCUGGUUCAAAGAUAAUUACAAUGCCGACUUUUUAGAAGAUAGACAAUUAGGAUUGCAAGCGUUUCUUCAAAAUUUAGUGGCUCACAAGGACAUUGCUAACUGCCUCGCAGUGAGAGAAUUUCUUUGUCUGGAUGAUCCGCCAGGUCCAUUUGAUAGCCUAGAAGAAAGCAGGGCUUUCUGUGAAACUUUAGAAGAGACAAAUUACCGUUUUCAAAAAGAACUACUUGAAAAACAAAAAGAGGUGGAAUCACUGAAGAAACUGCUCAAUGAAAAGCAACUUCAUAUAGAUACUCUAGAGAACAGAAUUAGAACAUUGUCUUUAGAACCUGAAGAAUCACUGCUCAUGUGUGGAACGGAAGGUGGACACAUCCCAAAGGUGGAGUCCUCUGCACCUGAGGUUGAUGGAGAUGAUUUACAUGAAGAAUCUAGAGCUGAUGAUAAGCCAUGCUUAAGUUUGAGUGAACCUGAAAAUUCUGUAUCAGACAUAGAAGUAGCAGAAGUGGCAUACAGUGCUGAGGACGACUAA